UUUUUAUUUGUGAACAGAACUCAUAGAUACAGAACUUUUUAGAGAUAAUAUUGAAAUAAAGAUGCCAGAAGUAGAAAUUGAUUGGCCGUGGCAAUAUAAUUUUCCACCUUUUUACACCCUCCAGCAGCAUCCAGAAACUCGUUCUAAACAAGUUGCAGCUUGGAAAUCUUUAAUAUUGAAUUACUGUGAAAAAACAAAAAACUAUACCAUAGAUGUAAGGGAUACCAAUCAGUGUCCCCUGUUUAAUAAUUCUACUAUUAAUAGAAAACUAGAACCAGAUAUUAUAAUUUCUAUCUUAGGAGAAUUACAAAGAACUGGUAAUGCAGCGCCUGUAGACAAAGCUAAAAAUCGUUGGGAAAUCUAUUGGCACACACUUGAAGAAUGGGCAACCAUUGUUUAUGAUUUCAUAAAUGAAAGGGGCAUGCAAAAUACAGUAGUCACUCUAUAUGAACUUACCCAAGGUGAAGAUAGUAUUGAUACAACUUUUUAUGGAAUGAAUCAAGAUGUUUUGAUUAAAGUUUUGAGGGUCUUAGAAGGUGACAGAAAAUGCGAGCUUAUACUUGAAGAUGAUAUUCAAGGAGCAAAGUUUUUUUAAAUUAUACUCUGAACAUGUUAAUAUAGAUACCUAAUUGUUUAUUACAGGUUUUUCUAUUUACAAAUUUUAAAUAAACAUCCUGAAAGUUUCUGUUCCUCCAUGGUUUCUGUAUUAUUGUUGGUCAGCAUUUUCACCUAAAUAGGGUAGGCCGUUUGUAUUUUUGUUCUCCAUGUUUCUAGUGGGUCACUAGAUUUAAUUUCAGCAAAAAUUACAAUGAACCAAUGAUGAAAAACUACUAGACUAAUCCAUUCAUUCAUAAUUAAGCCCUUAUUUAUUGCAAUCAUUUGGAUUAUUAUGCAGACGGAGCUGUUGCAUUGGCCUCAGCAUUAGAAAGAAGCAGACAGCUGCUAAUUUGGUUUGCAUAUCUUUAUUUAAUGAGUGAGCAUGCAUUUUGUGAAUGAAUUAGCAUUGGGAUUCUCAUCUUUCAAUACGGCACGUGUUGAGACCCCUAUCUUCCACAGAAUGCAAUUCUUAUGUAAUGUCUCUCUAUUCUAUUCAUUACGUGUUGAGUUCGCACAUAAGAAUCCCUGUCCAGUAUUUACAUCUACUACACUUCUGUCACACUUCAAAAUUAAUUGCAUACUUUCCUAAAAAAACAUUAUACAUCUAUAAUAGUUAUGAGA
Messenger RNA from Psylliodes chrysocephalus, 1218 nucleotides. The record is from the annotation of a GenBank genome assembly. NCBI's taxonomy places the organism in Eukaryota, Metazoa, Arthropoda, Insecta, Coleoptera, Chrysomelidae.